AGGAGCAGCUCGGUAAAGAGCGCUCGUAAUGCCGGCAGGGCCGCUAACGACGACAGCCUGUCGGAGGAUGACAUACUUGAGCAGGCGUUGCCUGGCUAUCUGCGGAUACGGCGGAGAGAAUUUGAUCAAGGCUACCGCGCGCAUCGGACAGCCGGCUUGCGUCUGCCGCCCACAUAUGAUGAUAUUUACUUCUCAGACGACGAAAUGCAGCUUCAAGAAAAACCGCAGUUCGACAAAAGAAGCGGCAUAAAGCCGAGCCAUGAGUACAAGGACAUUGUACUGGAGCAUUCCGCAGGCAUUAUCCCGGCUUCAAUUGCUCAAUACCUCCGCGACUAUCAGAUUGAAGGCGUCAGAUUCCUCCAUCAUCUGUUUGUCUAUCAGCGAGGCGGUAUACUGGGCGAUGACAUGGGCCUUGGAAAGACGGUCCAGGUCGCUGCAUUCUUGACAGCGGCCUUUGGAAAGUCUGGUGACAAUCGCGACGCCAAACGUAUGCGUAAAUUCAGGCGAUACAAGGACGAAUGCGAAUGGUAUCCGCGCGCACUCAUCAUCUGCCCUGGCUCCUUAACGCAAAAUUGGAAGAACGAGCUCGACAGGUGGGGUUGGUGGGCAGCAGACCUCUACCACGGCGCAGGCAAAGACGACGUGUUAGGUUCUGCGCGGGCUGGUCGGCUUGAAGUCAUGAUUACUACAUACGUGACUUAUAAGAAUCAUUACGAACAAAUCAAUCGCGUGGAUUGGGAUGUCGUCGUGGCUGACGAAUGCCACACGAUCAAGGAAAGCUCGGCGGGGGUGACGGUCGCGAUGAACCAAAUCAAUGCCCUAUGUCGCAUCGGACUAACGGGGACGGCGAUCCAGAACAAGUACGAGGAGUUCUGGACAUUGUUGAACUGGACUAACCCAGGCCAGUUCGGCACUGUGGGUGAAUGGAAGCGCACUAUCAGUAGGCCUCUCGCAGUCGGCCAGUCUCACGAUGCAACAAGACAACAGCUUAGGGAUGCACGAGAUGUUGCGGAGAAGCUGGUCAAGAAUCUCCUGCCGCGCUUCUUUCUACGACGCAUGAAGAGCCUGAUCGCUCACCAACUACCGAAGAAAAGUGAUCGCGUGGUCUUUUGCCCUCUCUCUGAUCUCCAAAGAGAAUCAUAUGAGAACCUCCUAGAGAGCCCCAUCGUGGAUUUCGUUCGUAGCGCCUUUCAGCCAUGUCGGUGCGGCUCGGGAAAGAAAGGAGGCUGGUGCUGUAAUGUGGUCACCAGGGACGGGGAAUCCUGGAAGUCACUCGUGUUUCCGAUCAUCAUGUCGCUUCAGAAACUCUGCAGCCACUUUUCCUUACUCAUUCCCCAGCAGGUCGACCUAGUUGAUAAGCAGAAACGAGAGCUGCGCUUCUUACAGGCUGCUCAACCCGAUAGGUGGGAAGAGUUCUUGAGACAACGCGAGUCACUUCUGCACCUCGCGAACCCGGACUUCUGCGGCAAAUGGAAGGUCUUAAGGCGGCUCCUCAAGUUCUGGUUCGAGGCUGGAGACAAGGUGCUCGUCUUCUCACAUAGUGUUCGACUAUUACGGGUCCUGCAGUAUCUGUUCAACAACACGUCCUAUUCGGUAAGCUAUCUGGACGGUUCACUGAGCUACGAGGAUCGCCAGAAGACGGUCGAUGAUUUCAACUCCGACCCAAACCAAUUCGUUUUCCUCAUCUCCACCAAAGCUGGAGGCGUAGGACUUAACAUUACCUCGGCGAACAAGGUGGUCAUCAUGGAUCCGCACUGGAAUCCAGCCUAUGACCUACAGGCCCAGGAUCGCGCGUACCGUAUAGGCCAGACUCGCGACGUCGAUGUGUUCCGCCUAAUAUCCAUUGGCACAAUCGAGGAAAUCACAUACGCGAGACAGAUCUACAAACAACAGCAAGCGAAUAUCGGCUAUAGCGCCUCGAAUGAGCGAAGAUACUUCAAAGGUGUUCAGCAGGAUUCAGAGCGCAAAGGAGAAAUCUUUGGUAUCGAAAAUCUCCUCUCCUACCAUGGCGAUCAGGUUGUCCUGCGUGACAUUGUCAACAAAACCAACGUAGCUGAAGCUCGAGCCGGCGUGCAGCUCGUCGAUUUUAAAGCAGACGAAGCGAUGAAAGAAGAACCUGCUAUCGCCAUCAAGGAUGAGGCCGAUCUAGACGAUGGUGGCCUCAAGUCGUUGUCUAAUAUGCUUACCAGCUCUCCAGAGACCGAAGGCGCCAUCUCAGAGAGGACUGCAACCAAGGAGAGUGACCAAAUUAGAGCGAUCUUGGCUGGAGCAGGGGUUGAGUAUACACAUGAGAACUCUGAAGUGGUGGGAUCGUCCAAAAUUGAGGACAAACUCUCACGCCGAGCGCAACUGGCAACGAGUCAAGACAUCGAGGACGACAGAGCCCUGUUCUUUGACAGCCAAGACAUUAGCGCCAUCAAGUUCAACUGCGAGUUCAAUCCGCCGGAGGACGUCCGCCAGAGACAAUUUUGUACAAUGGCUCGAACGUUUGGAUUUGCUACCGCGACGGAAUUCGCCUUAGCAGUCGAAAGUAUGACACAGGAGCAGCGGCGGAACACACUCGAGCUGUUUUAUGAGAAGAGGAUGCAACAGGUGAAGAGCCUGGGCCAGCUCAAAUCAGAGGUCAAGGGCGAGGAGUCAUCUGAG
Molecule: messenger RNA, 2646 nt
Organism: Microdochium trichocladiopsis
Lineage: Eukaryota; Fungi; Ascomycota; Sordariomycetes; Xylariales; Microdochiaceae
Product: P-loop containing nucleoside triphosphate hydrolase protein
Exons: 1
Molecular function (GO): ATP binding; ATP-dependent chromatin remodeler activity
Source: RefSeq, a predicted model, not a curated record